AUGCUUUGGGGCUCCAUAGGGGAGCCGAUCAAGAGGAAGCUCGCGGGAGACACCGAGUACCUGUUGUCGUUCACAAAGGGCUUCUCGGAGAUGCCUUCGCCCGCGCAGCUGAAGGCCAGCCUGGCGGAACAGCUGUCUGUGGAGCAACUCCGGGACGAGUUUCGGAAGUACAUCGAGAUGAAGGUGGCUCAAGAGCUGAUGGACUUUUACAUCGAGUCGCUAGACAGGGAGGAGAUCAAGGAGUACUUUCCCAGACAGGCGGCGACGAUGCGUAUCGUUGACCAGUACAUCAGGGAAGGGGCUGCCGAGCAGGUAAACAUAUCGGGGCGGUGCCGGGAGGAGAUUUUGUCGACGGACGUGACGGCCUACGACAUCUUCGACCACGCUAGAGCAGAGGUUCUGGCACUCAUGGAGACCAACUUCCAGCAAGAUUUCGUAGAGACGGAAGGGUUCCGGCGCAUCGCCGACGCGUCUGCGUUGGAGCAGCAAGAGAUUCGCCUCCUUCGGAAAGAAGGUUUCUUGGUUGCGGAUGCUUCGCCGACGCUGAACAGCCCGCCGCCCGCUUCCUCUGUCACUCCUCCUCAGAGUGGCCUCUUGAACAAGUUCACACGUUUUUCCUUGGUGGUGGGGAGAAUUUUGCCUUCUUCGUCUCGUUGAAGAGAUAGUGGUCAUCGCGAGGAGGAGUAUGGGGCUGCGUGGUGCUGUUUUCGGUCGUCGUUAUUGACUGUCAGCUUUUUUCUUGCUUUUUGUUUUUCACGGUAUUUAAUUUUAAAAAUACGUGUAAUCUAGACUGGUAUAUUUUUGGAGGGCCACUCAGGGUCUCGGCGUCCCUUCUGAUGCCGCUGGUGGUGGCGUGAUGGGAUAAAAGGGAGAUCACGAAAGGGACGAGAUCUGUGCAUCCAGACUGGGAGAGACGAUGGAACUGCAGGGCUGGCAGGGGGGGAAAGCUGGUACUCCGUACGCA
Ectocarpus siliculosus is the source of this 964-nucleotide messenger RNA. Lineage: Eukaryota; Phaeophyceae; Ectocarpales; Ectocarpaceae. The record is from the annotation of a GenBank genome assembly.